AUGAAUUCUGCCAUUGACAGCGAGGCGACCUUCACGGCCCGGGCCCUCGAGCUUGGCAUGGAGAAGGGCUUCUUAGACUUGUUGAUCAAGGCCAAUGUGAAGUCCCUGGGUGCGCUGGCUUUCGUCAGCCCGUACCAGAUCGGCCAAGCUGAUGAGAAGCCCCUGAUUGAUGCUGUCCGGGAUCUCAUCCGGCGGGAUGUCACUACGCGGGAGCUCAUCCCGCUUCGACGCUUGUGGUUCGAGGCUAGCACAACCGUCAUGGGUGAGCUCAAGCAAAAGGUUGAGCGUCAGGACUCGGCUGAGCCUAUUCGCCUGACCAUAGCCGAGAGGACCACGAGGCUGGAGGAGCAGAAGAAGCGUCUCGUGGGGGUUUGCAUCACGAGUGAGUCCGAACCGUCUCAUCGCCUCGUGGACCUUGUUUUCCAGCAGGGUGCUGAUCAGCAACUUUCUUGGAUCCCCUGGGAGCGUCUGACUAGCAGGGCUCAUGAGGUUACCCACUCUCGCAGUGACCUCGGGCUUCAAUUCGAUGCUGCUGGAAAUCUCCGCCUCACCAAGAAGAUGCAGGAGAGCUCCUGCACGCUUAGCGGGGAACUACAAAUCCGCCAGGCCCUUCAGAGGCGCGCUCUGGCGUACGACCUCGCUCGUUUGUGUGAUUUCUCGGCCAUGGAGUUGUACCACGAGGAGCUCUUCUUCUUGCUGACUCGAAGCCCCCCGCAGGGCUGUCUCUACGUCACCAUGGCCCAGGUCCGCGAGUCCGACAAACAGCUUUUCGUCCGGCUAGCUGAGAAGACUCGUGGUGCUUUGACUGCUCGCCCAGAUGGCUCUAAGCCUUUGCAGGUGCAGCUCGAGGCCCUAAAGAGCCACCCCCAGGUCCAGUUCUGCCUCAUCCCGGCUCCGAAAUCGGCCCGCUUCCAGCCCUACGAGCCGCCUGAGGGUCGCUCCGACCGUGCCGCUGGUGGCAAGAAGGGGCAGCCUCCCAAGGGCAAGGGGGCCCAGACCUCGGGUGGGGGUGGCAAAGGUCCCUCCACCCCCUUCGAGCUGCCGCCGGGCUGUUCUUCUCAACAUGAGGGCAAGCCUGCAAACGCUGCCGUCGAGGCCUGCACGUAUGCUGGAAGUGUUUCGCGCCGCAUUCCUACACUGCCUGUCUUCCACUCUUUGCCGGGUGAGGAGGCCCCUCGCAGCGGCUCCACCGAUCAGAGCCGUGUUUUCCAGGCGGGGGCGUAUGUGCAUGGUGCGUUAACUGGUCUGCGUCGCUCGUGCUCCUUGUAUCCAGAGGCAAUUAGAACAUUUUGCUCUUUUAUUUGUGAAAAGACUCCUCCGGAGUUCGUGUUUAGCAACAUUGCAAUUUUCCAGAACCUGCGUACUGAGCUGCAUCGGGAUAAGAAUAAUUUAAGGGCUACUUUGAACUUCGCGGUGGCCAUUUCGGCCUUCGAAGGGGGCCAAGUUUGGAUUCAGGCUGAUCCCGCAUCCUCGAAGUCGGGCAUUUUGCUCGAUGUGACGGCCCAGGGCGUCUACUUCAACGCCCGUGAGCGCCUUCAUUGCACAUGUCCAUGGACCGGCUCACGCGUGGUCGUCGUUGCCUUCAGCCUGCGUGGCUCCGAUUGCCUGCCCAAAGCAGAAGCCUUGACCCUUAGUUCUUUGGGGUUUAGGGUCCCUUCCCCUGGCGUUGACAACAGUCACUUGGAGUCCUCUGGCCGCCCCUGCUCCGAGCCGCCAACUGAGGUGCCGCCUCCCUUUCGGUUUAGGCCCCCUCCCCCGGGUAUAGUCCCCAUGUGCACCCCCGCUGAGACCUCUUGGUCCGCGGGCUCCUCAGCAGCCACCCCCGCGCCCUCGAGCUCCUCCCCUCCGUGCACCCCCGCUGCGGCCUGCUUGCCCGCGGGCCCCGACCCGCCCGGCGUUGCCGCCUUCCCUCCGGAGCCGCCUGGGGGCAACUUGGCAGCUCCGACGUUUGUUGAGCUGUUUGCUGGUUGCGCUCGUUUCAGCUCUACUUUCGCAGCCGCUGGUGUGCCCGCGUUGGCGGUGGACGGCCCCCGAAAUCAGCACAGGCCUUUGCAUCCUGUCUGGACGCUCGACCUCACCGUGCCCCUUUGUCAGCGCCUUUUGCGUGAGCGCCUUCUCUCUGGGCGCCUUUUGGGCAUUCACCUUGGCCUCCCGUGCGGAACUGGCAGCCGCGCUCGAGAGAUCAAGCUCCCAGCUCAUCUUUUGCGAUCCGGCGCACCGCAGCCUCGCCCCUUGCGCGAUGCUACAUACUUGCUGGGCCUUCCCGGCCUUUCCUCUGCCGAGCAAGCCAAAGUUGACGCGGCAAAUGAACUCUGCCGCUUCGUUGUUUCCCUGCUGCUGGACGCAUAUGCCAAAGGCUGGACCGUGACCAUAGAGAAUCCGGUGAACUCCUGGAUGUGGAGUGUUCUCGCCUUGUUUGUUCGGCAGACCGGGAAGCGUGCUUUUCAGAGCUGGUAUGCAAGCUUGUUCCAUGUUGACUUUGACCAGUGUAUGUGGGGUGGCCAUCGAAAAAAGGCUUCUCGCUUUCUCACCUCCGCAUCUGAACUGAGAGGGCUCGUGGCUCCCUGUGACGGUCGGCACACACAUGCACCCUUUCAGAUCUACCGCAAGGCGGGGGGCUGGCAGUUUGAGACCGCUCUGGAGGCCGAGUAUCCCGCUGAGCUGUGCUUGCAGUAUGUCUCUCUUCUUGGGGCCCGCCUGAGCCUGCCUGCACCAGCCCCCAGGCGGCCUCUACUCCGCCAACCCCGCCGCCGUCCUCCGCUGGUGCCCGAGUACAAGUUUUUCACUCAUGUUCGCCCCCUUGAGGGUGAGUUUCGCGAGCUCUCUUCUGAGGGGGGAGGAGACGGGAGCCGCUCAACUUUUGCAGUCCUGCAUACCAAGCAGGAGUUUAUGGCCAAGGCCUGUCAGGUACCGCACCCCUUUGAUGCAUCUGACUCCAUAGACGACCAGGUCAAGAGGAACAUUUUUGAACUGUUCACUGGUGGCUUCAUGCCUUCGGCCAGGAAGAGGCUGUCUAUGCAGAAACGUCUGGCCGCCAUGAAAAAGGAGCUGGCGGUGGAGGAGCGGCGCCACCAGGCUUCACUUCCUCCACAUGCCCAGGCGGUCCUAAAGGGCAAGAACAUCCUUCUUUGGCGCAAGCUGCUCGUGGAGACAGGCUUCCCCGACCUGGACGCCCAGGAGCUCAUGGAGGGGGUCCCCUUGAUAGGAAGGCCAGCGAAGUCGCCGCUCUACGACUGGAAAGAGAUCCCCGCAACUUGCACUAGGGAGGACCUCCUCGCUUCCUCAGUUUGGCGGAACGAGAUGCUUUCGGGAAAAGGGGCUGUGGGAGAUGAUGCUGAUCUCCUGCACAAGGUCUGGCUGGCCACUGAGAAGGAGGUGGAGAAAGGCUACCUCAUUGGCCCCUACGAGUCCCUCGAAGACGUCAAGGCAACCCUGGGCGCAGAAGAGGUUUGCUGCAGCAGGCGUUUUGGUGUUCGCCAGGGCUCCGGGGAUUCUGAGAAAUGCAGGCCCAUAGAUGACUACAAAGAGAGCGGGGUUAACACGGCCUACCAUGCUGUGGACCUACUUCAGUUGCAUGACGUCGACUACCUAGUCAACCUCUGCUGUUUCGUGGCGAACGCUGCUCAUGACGACGGCUUCACCAGGGUAGGGCUGUCGGAUGGCUCGACGCUCGUGGGGCGUACACAUGGUGAUCUUCUGGGGAGGGUCAAGUGGCUGGGGCGUUGCUUGGACCUGGAAAAGGCCUAUAAGCAGAUCCCGGUUAUGGCCAAAGACCUCGUCUUCGCAGUCUUGAUGGUUUGGGAACCUGGGUCGGGCUCGUGGAAAUACUUCAUCUCCAGGAGCCUCCCCUUCGGAUGCUGCGCGGCGGUUUACGGUUUCAAUAGGGUUUCUAGGUCGUUGCUGCACCUGGCCCUGCAUCUCGCCGGCAUGAUCGGCGGGGUCUAUUUUGACGACUUCCCUUUGCUUGAGCCGGCCCCCACUGCAAGGAUGGGCUCCCUCGCCAUCGAGUGCCUUCUGGACGCCCUGGGUUGGUCGUACGCAGUGGGUGAUGACAAGGGCCGCCCCUUUGAAGAGACCUUUGACCUGCUUGGCAAGCGACUCAGUGUUGGGGAGCUUCUCGCUGGUCAGGUGGCCUUGGCAAACAAGCCUAGCCGCGUUGAGAAGAUCCGAGCCCAGGCUUCAAGGAUGGCAUCCUCAGGCUGCGUCACUCGCAGGGAAGCAGCCUCCCUGCACGGCCAACUGAACUUCAUGGUGGGCUUCGCGGCUGGACGAGCCAUGAAGAUAGCCUGCAGGGCCCUGGCCAACAUCUGCUACAUGAACCGCUCUCCCUCCGUGGAAGAGGUGAAAUCGCUGGGGCGCUUCAUCCUGAAGACACUCUCUGAUGCACGUCCGAGGACCUUCUCACUCCGGGCGCAGGGGAGCCCGGUCUCCAUCUUCACUGACGCGUCCUACGAGAAAGGCGUCGCCCGCUGGGGGAUAGUUCUGCUGGACCAGAGCUCCAAUAGAAGAGGGGUGGCAGCGGGCGAGAUCCCGCCCAAGCUUGUGGACUUCUGGCUGGCAGAGGGCAUCGAGCAGGUCAUCUCUCAGGCGGAGGCCUACGCGCUGGUUCUCUCGAGGCGGGCCUGCGCCUCGGAACUGGCCGGGAAGAGGUGCAUCUUUUACGUGGACAAUGACGCCGCCAGGUACACUUGCAUUAAGGCCAGCAGCCCCUCUCGUUCUCUACUGAGCUUGGCAUGCCUCUUCUACGCCAGCGAGUCGGCUGAUGGCGUCGUGUCUUGGAUUGAGCGCGUUCCUUCUGCAAGCAACGUGGCCGACCUCCCUAGCAGGGGGGAAGCUGCGUUGGCAGCACAGAUGAUUGGAGGUCAGGUCGUCGACUUCUCUCAGGCUGCGCAGCUUCUAGCAGAUGAGUGCAUGGACCUGAGCGACCUUCCCUGGGACCUCCUCUCGUCCUCGAGCGGAAACCUUUGGACACUGCCCUUCCUUUGA
This is a messenger RNA of Symbiodinium natans, 4986 nucleotides long. The record is from the annotation of a GenBank genome assembly. Lineage: Eukaryota; Dinophyceae; Suessiales; Symbiodiniaceae.